AAAUAAGCCACGACGAUCCUUGAGGUCAUACAGGUCACUGCCAGCCAGCCAGCCAACCAGCCAACCAAGUACCAACCAUUUCAAUUUCCCCAUGAUCUCGCACCAAUCACUCUACAAUUUGACCAAUUUGCUUGGCAUUCUCGCUUUCGUCACGGUAAUAGGAUACCACAUAGUUGUUGUGAAUGCUCGGCAUUUUAUACAACAAAAAGCCCAGUAGCGAUUUCCCCACUAUUGUCAUUCUAAUUUGAAUUUCGGUCGUUCAUUAAUCAGAAAUCAGACAUGUUUCAUGGAUCUCUAUAUCACAUUUGGUUUCCAUGAAGAUGGCAUUGGUCGUCUGGACUGAGAACGUGGCAGCUGGGUCCGUCCGACAAACAUUGUGGCUUCCAUGCAUUGUUACACGUUACACGUUAUACGCAUCCUACAUCUAUGGAAUGAACACUGUCUACAAACCUUGAUGCAUGGUG
Messenger RNA from Phlegmacium glaucopus, 464 nucleotides. The record is from the annotation of a GenBank genome assembly. NCBI's taxonomy places the organism in Eukaryota, Fungi, Basidiomycota, Agaricomycetes, Agaricales, Cortinariaceae.